This is a messenger RNA of Ilex paraguariensis (yerba mate), 519 nucleotides long. Lineage: Eukaryota; Viridiplantae; Streptophyta; Magnoliopsida; Aquifoliales; Aquifoliaceae. The record is from the annotation of a GenBank genome assembly.
AUGAGCCAUAUUGCUAUGAUUUACUGUUCUAUGGAAAGUUGUUUGAGCAUUUUCGAGUCACUGCACGAAACGGGGACCUGUUUACUAGAAACAACUGCACUGCAUGUUGAUGGAGAAAGUGUUAGAUCAGGUGGAUGCUCCAUUUCCUCGAGCUUCAAAGUCAGAGGAUGCAGUGAUAAAUCUUGGCAGAAACCAGGGGGAAGGUUCUCAGGCAGCAGUGUCGGGUGGGCAGCCAUUCUUCUCCAGUAUUUGCAUUUUGCAGAGAAGUUUAAUUUGAUCCGGCUGAAAGGACAAGAGAAAUGCGACCAUCCACGACGAAGUUUCACACAUGUGCUACCUACUCCAGCUGAUGCAAAACGUCCAAAUUCAAGAAUAAACACUGCUGUCAUCCAAUCAAAUCCUACUAGCCUUGGUGGAAGCAGCCGGAAUUUAUGGAAUUCAUCCCCACUGGACACUGAUAUGCCUGAGAAAAAUUUUAUGGAUGAUAACUUGUCAGUACCCACUAAAAAUCACAGUUGA